GUCACAGUAGUUGACACCAGUGAUUGGUCAAGCUCCUAUGAAUGAUUUGUCAUGUGUGACAAAAAAACAGAAAUAUCUACUAUUUUGUAUGAAAAUUUUCACCCUUGACCUUCAUAUAUAUGGUUACGCUAUGUCUUUGGCGAGCUCCAAGAGAAUGUGCCACAUAUGUCACCAAAAUUUUUAUGGAAACGACAUGCUAGAAAGCACAGAUAGAAAAUACUAUUGUCGAGCAUGCUUUAGAUGUAAAAUAUCUGCAGCAACACCGCUUCGUGUGCGGACUUGUUAGCACACAUACAAGCUCGUUUUGCUCUCGUCUAUUCGUCAUUGUCCGUCAGAGCGGUCUGUCAGGUCUGGUUGCCCAGAUACCAGACGAAGUCAGGAAGAAAGAAAAGAAGAACAAAGAAAGGAAGGAAGGGGGAAGAGCAAAGGGGGUGGAGUGCGCUGGUUAAGGAAUGCCUUGCUAUUGUUACCUGAAUCAUCAGGAGAUCAAAAAGUGGGAAAAGCCCAAAACGCUGAUGAGAAGAUGAUUCCAUACCCAGAAAUAUAUUCACAGCAUACUAAACCACGAGGGCCUCAAACUGCUUCAACCAAUACAACUAUACUGUCUAAGAGGCCACUUCAGUGUCCGAAAGCAGAUUGCAACAAGUUCAUAUCUGUCUUCACUUUAGAGUCACAUUUUAGAUAUGAACAUAAGGAAGUACCCGUCUUCUUGACUCAGGUAGAUGCCAGAAGUACGUUGGAAUUUUUUCCGAAAAAUCUAAGAUACGGUGUUAGGAACUGCAUCGUACUUGUACGAGUGAUAGACUACGAUUUUUCGAACAUAAUGCAGCAAAGUAGCCGUUACAGACAACCAGCGACCCCUCGAUCCCUGAACCAUCCACUUCCUCAGCCAACUGACACAGGUCCAAUGAUGGUUUUGAUGGCCGCGCGUUUGGCCAGCUGUCACCUGAGCAUAGUACAGUCCAGCGAUACUUCUGAUUCCACCUACACAGAAUCCAACUGCACGCAAGUCAAUGCAGAAGAAGAACCUUGCACUGCUCAGCAAGAUUCAGAAUACGAUGCUGGACCACUGUGCCCUAAUGACAAAGUGGUUAUUUGGCUAGCAUCAAAUAUUCCCACAAACUUGAGUUAUACAGUCGCCGCCUCUACCAUGAACAACAGGAUCAGACAGAAGUACUUUGGUCCCAUGAUGACUUUGAAUGAAAGCCCCAUUGAUUUAUGCAAAAAGGGAACAUGUCUUAUUCUGACGCACCUACAUGUCAAUAAGAUGACCGAUAAUGGCGAGAAAUAUUUGGCGCUGGAUGUCGUUGUACAUAGUCCUGAUCAAUAAAAAAUUAUACAAA
Molecule: messenger RNA, 1343 nt
Organism: Acanthoscelides obtectus
Lineage: Eukaryota; Metazoa; Arthropoda; Insecta; Coleoptera; Chrysomelidae
Source: the annotation of a GenBank genome assembly